AUGAACUCUUCCCUUCUUGCAUAUUUGGCCAAAGAUUCCGACUGCAAACAAGGACAAACUAUGAGUGAAGUAAUUGCUGGAUCUGAUACUUCAACAGAAGCAAAUACUGGCUUUGAUGCCAGUCGUAUUGCAAAAGUUAAAGCAUGGCUUGUAUCUCAAUUUGAUGCAGCUGGAAAAGAUGUCUCUGAUUUUGAGUAUACUCCUCAAAGCAUUGCUCAUUUACAUAACCUUGCCAACAUCUCCCAAGAAAAAACUCAAGCUGCUGGCAUUGUUGCAAAGGACUUCUGCCAGAAAGCAUCUGAGUAUCAUUCCCAAGCUGCGAGGUAUCCUGAAUGUUGCUGCCAUCAAAACACCUGGUUUGGCAAGAAGAGAAAGGCUCUCCUUCAAGAUAUUGCCAUAUUGACAGGGGUUGAGUAUCAAGCCAGAGAUUUGGGAUUGCUUAUUGAGAAUACCUCGGUUGAGCAGCUUGGUUUGGCCAGAAAGAUUUUGUUUACGACUCAGAAGCUUGCUGAGCAAAUUGCCAAGUUGUCUAGUGGGGUUGCUGUUAUAAAGGUGGGGGCUGCAACUGAAAACGAACUGGAGGAUCAUAAGCUUCGUAUUGAAGAUGCAAAGAAUGCAACUUUUGCUGCGACAGAGGAAGGGAUUGUCCCCAGUGGAGGUGCUGCUUUAUUUCACCUUUCAACUUAUGUUCCUGCCAUUAAAGACAAACUUGAAGAUGCAGAUAAGCGGCACGACGCUGAUAUUGUGCAGAAGUUGAACUGCAAAUCUUCAGGCUGUGGAGAAUGGGAACGAGAGCUUAGUGUACAUUGCUUCUUCUUUGUGAAUAUAUUCACGAAGGCAUCUUUGAUAGCUCAAAACGCUGGGAUUGAAGGAGAGGUAGUUGUGGAAAAGGUGAAGGAAGGCGAAUGGGAAACUGGUUGCAACGCAAUGACGGACAAGUAUGACAACCUGGUGGAAGCUGGUGUUAUAGACCCCGCCAAAGUGACAAGAUGUGCAUUGCAGAAUGCAGCUUCUGUUGCGGGAAUGGUCCUUACCACACAGAUGAUUGUUGUGGAAAAGCCUAAAUCCAAGAUGCCCGUGGGUGCUCCUCCUCAAGGGCUUGCUGUGUAA
This is a messenger RNA of Ilex paraguariensis (yerba mate), 1110 nucleotides long. The record is from the annotation of a GenBank genome assembly. NCBI's taxonomy places the organism in Eukaryota, Viridiplantae, Streptophyta, Magnoliopsida, Aquifoliales, Aquifoliaceae.